AUGUCUAUGAACCCCGAGUCCGCUACUCCCCAGCAGGGUGAGUUCCGCAGCAAGGUCGCUCCCGCCGAGCCUCUCAUGAAGGGUGGUCACGCUCCCGGAGUCCUCGUCGGCAACGAGGCUGCCCCCGAGUUCCAUGCUGAGAUGCAUCCUCCCGGUACAGCCCCUCCUGAGAACACCUUCCAACCCAACCCCGAGUCCGAAAUUCCAGCUCAAGCCUCCGGUAAUGAGGGCGCCAUUCCCGCUGCUGCAACUCUUGGAGGAGCUACCUCUGCCGACGUCCACACCGGUCUAGGCAAGCCCGCUGCCGGACAGACUAGCCAGGAGCUGCACGGCACAGAGAAGAAGAACCGUUCCGGUCUUGAGGGUGUUGGUGCCAACCCUUCAGAUCCCAUCCACGACAAGGGCGCUGACCGAGAUCACCCUACCAACUAUCGUGGAAAGGGUGGUGAGAAUGCGCUGGAUUACGCUGGUGCUGAAGACCGUGAGCCUGCCAAGGCUGAGGAGGUUGCAAGCGAGCGUCGUUAA
Messenger RNA from Fusarium poae, 525 nucleotides. RefSeq lists its product as uncharacterized. Lineage: Eukaryota; Fungi; Ascomycota; Sordariomycetes; Hypocreales; Nectriaceae. Bases 1 to 525 code for a protein of 174 amino acids. The record is from RefSeq and is a predicted model, not a curated record. The transcript is spliced from 2 exons.